UUAGUCCUGAGCCCAGGGGGUGUCCUCUCCUUCCCUCAGGGACGAGUCCUAUGCACAUGGCCCUGUGUGCCUGAUGUCAGGGGCAGGGAAUGAGGCCCACAUUUCCCUGAGGGGAGGUCCAGGCAGCCCCGGGUGGCACCUCCCAAGCUACUAGGCACUAGCUUCUCGGAGCUCCACCCUGGGGAGCGUGGAGGAGCUGGUGGAUGGAUUCACCUCCUCCAUCUCCCUAGACCUGGGGCAGGCUGUCUACACCCAGGACCCCGUUCCAAACCUGGCAACCUGCCAGGGCCCUCCCAGGGCUUCCCCACGAGAGUGGUCGACAGUCCCACUCCAGAGGGCCUGGAACCUCAUUCCCUGGGGGCACCCCUUCCCUCUCCUUGAUCACACCCCAGAGGGCUGGGGACUCUCGGGUGAGUUGCAAACCUCCCUCGUCCUGGUGGUUCCCGGGUUUCCCGCUGACGAUAGGCCCCCUGCCCCCUUCAGCAUGAAGAGGAGUCAACUCUCCGUGGAAAUAAGAAAUGGAGAAUGAGGACAGCACGAGAGACCCCUGUGCUGGAGCUACAGCCGGUGUCACCUGCUUCAGCCCUGGGGCCCGGAGCACCUGCUGGAAUGGCACCGGGCCUGGCAGAGCCAGCGCCAGGUCCAGAGCCCACCAGCCCCUGUGCGGCGAGCAUCUGGGACAUACCGGGAGUGGUCUCGGGCCCCGAGGUGGAGCCCCAUGAGCCUUCAGAACCCAGCAGGCCUUCCCCCAGCCCUGGGAUGAGACCGGCUAGGCGCCAUGCCUGGGAGCCCGAUGAUGUGACCAGCAUCCUCCAUGGCAGCCAGCUUUCAUCCAUCCCAGAGGGCCAAGCCCUCCACCACUUGGUCGAGAAGAAGCACCUGGGGCCCACUGUGGCAGAGCUGGAAGAACCACGGCAGACGCAGCUGGCUCCAGAGACACAGGGAGGGCCGGCUUCAUGGCUAGAGCCAGUUCAGGAGCUCCCUGAGACCCCUGUGCUGGAGCUACGGCCGGUGUCACCUGCUUCAGCCCCUGCAGAGCCAGAGGACAUCCCAGCAGCGCCCUCAGCCCCAACGCUGAGCCCUGAGCUUGAGCCCCAUGAGCCCUCGGGCACGGGGCCCAGGGCACCUGCUGGAAUGGCACCGGGCCUGGCAAAGCCAGAGCCAGCUCCAGAGUCCAUCCUCCCGGCAUUCCCCCCCCGUCUGGUGGCCGAGCAGCUGACUCUGAUGUAUGCAGAACUGUUCACCAAGGUGGCAGUGGCCGACCGCAAGACCCGCUGCAGGAGCCAGUCAUACAACGGAAACGUUGAGCACCUGGCCCCCGCCGUCAAUAAGAUCAUAAAAGAAUUCAAUGACGUAGCCAACGUGGUCAUCUGCUCCUGCCUCAGGGCCCCAGGCAUGACGGCGCGGGACAGGGCCCGAGUGGUAGAGUUCUGGAUCCAGGUGGCCAAGGAGUGUCUGGACCUCGAGAAUUUUGCGUCCCUCCACGCCAUUCUCUUGGCCCUGCAGAGCCCUGCCAUCAGUCGUCUGCAAUGCACCUGGGGACGUGUUUCCUGGAAGAGCUCCAGGAUACACAAAAGGCUUAUCAAAGAGAAGUGGCUCAACCAGAAGUGGCUCCUCAAGGAGGCGACCUCCAUGGUGACGCAACAGCAUCGUUUCCUCCAGGGAUCCGAGGAUAGGCAGGAGGAAAGUACCAUCAUACGUGAGAGGCUCAUAGACAAGUACGUGGCCAUGACGCGUCACCUAGAACCCGAGGAGCACUUCAGAGCCUUCUUCCAGGCUGUGGAGCCCCUGGAUGAGGAAGAGAGCUACACCCUGUCCUGCCAGCUGGAGCCCCCAGGCCAGAGGGCCGGAAGAAAGGGACUCUUGUUCUUCAGGUCCCGCAACAUUUAAACUUAGUGGCCAGAGCCAGCUGCUGUCAUCGGGCCCACGACCCAGCUGGUACCCUGGCUGCGUGCGGAGGAGAGCUUCCCCUUUGGACAGGAGGCACCCGGCGCCCCAGGACCCUGGUCUGCUUGCUGCUCCUCUUCCUCCCAGUGCUCAUCCUGAGCCUCAUCUGAGGCAGAUGCUCUUGCACCUCUUCCAUCACCAGACUUGGGCAGCUUCCCAGGCUGCUGCUGCAGGCUCAAGGACCCGUACGUAGCUGCAGCCAAUGGAACAGACUGGAGAGCCCAGAUAUACAUCCAAGUAUAUAUAUGGUCAAUUAAUAUAUGAUAAAGCACCCAUGGACACACAAUGGGGAAAUGACAGCUUCUUCAACAGCUGGUGUCCGCAAAUUGGACAGCUACGUGCAAGAGAACGAAACUGAAUUACUGUCUAUCCCCAUACACAAAAGUAAACUCGAAAUGGAUCAAAGACCUGAAUGUAAGUCAUGAAACUAUAGAUCUCUUAGAAGACAACAUAGGCAAAAAUCCCCUGAAUAUCAGCAUGAGCACCUCUUUUCUGAAUGCAUCUCCUCGAGCAAGGGAAACAAAAGCAAAAAUGAACCGAUGGGACUACAUCAAACUUAAAAGCAUCUGUACAGCAAAGGACACCAUCGACAGAACAAAAAGGCAUCCUUCAGUAUUGGAGUAUAUAUUUGUUAACGACACAUUCGACAACGGGUCAACAUCUAAAAUAUAUAAAGAACUCACAAGUCUCAACACCCAAAAAGCAAAUAACCCGAUUAAAAAAAUGGGAUAGGAACAGAUAAUUCUCCAAAGAAGAAAUUCAGAUGGCCAACAGGCACAUGAAAACAUGCUCCACAUCACUAAUUAUCAGGGAUAUGCAAAUAAAAACCACAAUGAGAUAUCACCUCAUA
Molecule: messenger RNA, 2797 nt
Organism: Manis pentadactyla (Chinese pangolin)
Lineage: Eukaryota; Metazoa; Chordata; Mammalia; Pholidota; Manidae
Product: ral guanine nucleotide dissociation stimulator-like
Exons: 10
Coding region: 526-1890 (454 amino acids)
Biological process (GO): positive regulation of GTPase activity; Ras protein signal transduction
Cellular component (GO): plasma membrane
Molecular function (GO): guanyl-nucleotide exchange factor activity
Source: RefSeq, a predicted model, not a curated record